AUGAAGAAUCCAGGGCUUUGCUUUUGUCGGGUGCCAAAAAUUGUCACCAAUCAAGGGGAAGAAACCGAGAUUUUGUCCGCCGAAAGGCAAACUCGGUGGUUAGCUGCCAUUAGUCGAGCUGACUUGACGGAGAAAAUUCUAGAAAAUGACCGAGUUUGCGGUAUUCACUUUCAUUCGGGAAAAGCAGCACAAUUAUGGGAUCGAUCAAACCCAGACUGGGUUCCUAGUUUGCAUCUGGGGCACGACAAGCUAAAGGAAUCCGACGAGAGGAAAGAAAAACAACAACAAGAAAGAGCACAAAAGAUUACCGAGAGGAGAAAACGCGAAAGAGAACGUGAAGAGAAGGAAGCUAUGCAAAGGAAAGCUGUAAAGGUGAAUGAGCCUAGAGAGCGAAUAAGAGAUAUUUAUAUGGUAAAUGAAGAAGAAACUUUUGGAGAAACCAGAGAGGAAGACAAAGAAGAGAAAGCAAGCGUUGAAAACAUUGCCUCAACACAGAUCGAUCCAGAGGGUUACAGCCGAUCGUGCAGCACUCAGACGGAGGAGUGUGACUUCAUGUUUAGAACACAAAAAACGUGGCUGCCUCAGAAAUCCACUGCUUUUGAAGAAGAUUACUUUGAAGGAGAUAAUGAGAAAACCAUCGAACUUAUUGGCAAGGGCCCAAACAUUUUCUUCAUAUAA
This is a messenger RNA of Stylophora pistillata, 678 nucleotides long. Its product is annotated as chromatin assembly factor 1 subunit A-like. The record is from RefSeq and is a predicted model, not a curated record. Lineage: Eukaryota; Metazoa; Cnidaria; Anthozoa; Scleractinia; Pocilloporidae.